Coprinopsis cinerea okayama7#130 is the source of this 270-nucleotide messenger RNA. RefSeq lists its product as hypothetical. Lineage: Eukaryota; Fungi; Basidiomycota; Agaricomycetes; Agaricales; Psathyrellaceae. The coding region runs from base 1 to 270 and encodes 89 amino acids. The transcript has a single exon. The record is from RefSeq and is a predicted model, not a curated record. Gene Ontology annotation, molecular function: protein binding.
AUGUCGACGACUUUCCGUGGUGGUUCAUUGGAUAUGUUUCUGCAGAACCCAACCAGCCAGCUGACGGACACCCUAGUUUCUAUGGAGGGGGUGGUAUCAAUGCUCGAUCUCAGAGGUGAAACCGCUCUAGACUUGGCUGUGCAAAAAGGUCAUGCGGUCUGCGUAGAGGACAUCCUAGGAUCCCCGACCAUCGAUGUCAAUGCUGAGGAUAGGUUUGGAAGGACGGCAUUGGUGAAGGCGGUAGGGGGGAGGUCGCAAGGACACUGUUGA